This is a messenger RNA of Closterium sp. NIES-65, 1374 nucleotides long. Lineage: Eukaryota; Viridiplantae; Streptophyta; Zygnematophyceae; Desmidiales; Closteriaceae. The record is from the annotation of a GenBank genome assembly.
AUGGCUACCACUCCUCCCCCUCUCCCUCCUCCCAUUGACGCCUCCUCCGUCGACAAGCUUCAGCUUGCCGCGGACCGCUCGGCGAUGAAUUGGCAUUCCUUCGUCAGGAGCAUCCGCCAUGUUCUCCAAGAUGCAUUCGUCGGACCCUACUGCGUCAUCGACGUCCUCCUCCGCCGCCCGCAAGCCCUCCAGCCCACGGCACCCAAUCACCCCGGCGAACCCCCUCCACCCCCCAUUCCUCCUGGUCCUCCUCCUACUGAACCCACCUUGGAGAUCGCCACUACCCCAGCGCUCCAGGAUGCAGCCGAUGCCGCAUUCCUCCACGAUCGCCGUGAAUACCUCAUCCGCAAGGCGGAGCAUGAGGUUGCGGUACAUAACCACGACUUCGCGCUAGCGGAACGCGCCAAUCGCCUGGCGCUCCUUGAUGAAUACAAUACGGCCAUGGCGGACUACCUCCCUCGGAGCAUCGCGUGGGCCACUGCUGAUAACCGCGCCUGCACCAUCCUCCUCGGCGCACUCCCUGGUACCCUCAUGCGCCGUUUCCAAGCUUGCGAGAUGCGCGCCUCCCUCAUCUGGGCCAAGCUCCAGGCGAUGUUCGAGCGUCGCGACAUCAGCUCUGUCGGCGCCCUGUUCCAGGAGUACUUCUCCAUCACCCUCGCCACUUGUGAUGGCGCAGUUGACUACGUGGGGCGCAUGCAGGAGGUCGCUGAUUGCCUUGCGGCACGCCAAGCUGCCCUCCCUGAGCCUCUGCAAAUCCACCGCCUCCUCUACAACCUCACCCCGGACUACGAGUCCCGCCUCCAUGCCUUCACUGAGGCCAACCCCAUGGCCGGCCUCGACGAUGUGGUCCAGUGGAUCAUUGACACGGAGGUCAAGCUUCGUACCCCCGUUGUCAACCUUACCACCCCUCAGUCCUCCUCCUCCACCUCCCUCAACGCUACGCAGCCGCGCAACCAGGGUGGUCGCAGCGGCGGCGGUGGAGGCCGUGGUGGUGGCGGUGGUGGUGGAGGCCGUGGUGGUGGCGGUGGUGGUAGUGGUGGCCGUGGUGGCCGUGGUGCCGGUGGAGGUGGUGCUGGCAGCGCCCCUGCUGGAGGACCUUUCGGUUCUGGUGGUGCUGUGACUCGAGGUGGACGCCCUGGCACUCUUCCCCCAUGCCCAUAUGUGCGCCGCCAUGGUCCCCAUGCUGGUACCCCUUGUGGCCAGACCAACCAUCCCCCCACGACGUGCUUUAAGGCACUCGAUGACGCCUGGUUUGAUCGAGGCAACACUGGCACCCCUCCUCGCUGGAACUCGAUCGCACCUCGCCCCUCCUUAGUGGAUAUUCAAACCCUCCCCUCUUUCCUCCCUGCUCACCUCCGCAUGUUUCCUUGGUAA